AUGCGCUCGCUACCAAACAUUUUAAUAGCAGGGACUCCUGGCGUUGGCAAGACCACAACCUGCAACGAAAUCCUUAGCCUAGCCUCUCAAGCCUCACCACCACUCAACCUCAAACACCUGUCUAUAAACGACAUCGUCAAGGAGCGCACCUGCCACACAGGCUACGAUGAAGAACUACAGACCCUGAUUGUUGACGAAGACAAGCUCAUGGAUGAAGUCGAGAAAGAGAUUGCGGACGGCGAAGGCGAAGGAGGUUGGGUCAUUGACUGGCACUCGACCGCAGGGUUUGCCGUACGCUGGGUAGACCUGGUCGUCGUGCUCAGAUGCGAAGAGACCAAGGUAUUGUUUGACAGACUCUCCUCCAGAGGAUACAAGGACGAGAAGGUGCAAGAGAACAUGGACGCCGAGAUUUUUGGUGUCGUGAGCGAAGAAGCAAAAGAGGCAUGGGAUGAGGAAGGACAAGUGGUCGAAUUGAGGAGCGUCGCAGCCGAGGACAUUGAAGAGAACGCAGAGCGAGUGGUGGCAUGGGUCAGGAACUGGAUGAAAGAUCAUGGUCAAGGAUCAACAGGGUGACCGAGGCAUUAAAAAAUUUGUCUCUCACACACCGACACAAUACAUGGGUAUCAUCAAGUGCGAGCCACCAUGCGCCAGACGAUGUUUCUCGUCUCUGUCGCUGCGCUGUAAGGGGGAUGACAUAUCAAGGCUCCGAUUCCCCACCAGCAAGCCAGACUUUCAACUUGUCCAGGGCUUUACCUCUGUGAGAUAUC
Messenger RNA from Exophiala oligosperma, 767 nucleotides. RefSeq lists its product as uncharacterized. Gene Ontology annotation, molecular function: AMP kinase activity; ATP hydrolysis activity; ATP binding. The coding region runs from base 1 to 573 and encodes 190 amino acids. The record is from RefSeq and is a predicted model, not a curated record. The transcript has a single exon. NCBI's taxonomy places the organism in Eukaryota, Fungi, Ascomycota, Eurotiomycetes, Chaetothyriales, Herpotrichiellaceae. Gene Ontology annotation, cellular component: cytoplasm; nucleus.